Molecule: messenger RNA, 1460 nt
Organism: Uranotaenia lowii
Lineage: Eukaryota; Metazoa; Arthropoda; Insecta; Diptera; Culicidae
Exons: 3
Coding region: 144-1364 (406 amino acids)
Cellular component (GO): nucleus
Molecular function (GO): zinc ion binding
Source: RefSeq, a predicted model, not a curated record
CGCGAACAGCUAAAAUACUGUCAGCUGUGUGAAAAAAAAAACAAAAAAAAUUUAAGUCGGACAUCGCGCUGCGUCUUUUUUUGGAACAGAAAAAUAAUCAAUUUCAGCCCAGAUUUGUAAUAUUUCCGUGAAGAUUUUGCGCGAUGACCAACGUAACGGUGGUGUUUGAGUACGAGGAACCGGAACACUGCCGACUGUGCCUAUCGGAGGGCACCGAGGACAACGAAUUGUGUGCGAUCCGAGAGGAGGGCCGGGACGACGAGCAGGAUCUGAUACGGGUCAUCCGGGAGCUGCUGCAGAUCGAUCUGGACGACACGGACGAUGCGAUCUUUGUGUGUUCCACCUGUCUGGAGAGUUUGGAAGAAUUCUACCGCUACCGAACGGUUUGCCGUCAGAACAAUGUCCACCUGAAGAAGAAGGCCAUUGCCCGGAAGCAGAAACAGAUCGAGUUGGCCAAAAGUGCCAUCGAAAACACCAACGUGCUGGAUUUGGUGGGCGAUGGUGAACCCAUAAAAGUGAUAAUUCGAAUGAAUGCCGAAGGCAAGACGUCCUUGAGGCUACAGGUACAAUCCAAAAAGCAACCAUCUACGGAAGUAAAUGCGACAAACUCCAGUAAUUCCGAUCCGAGCACCAGCAAGGCCAGAAGCUCACCGGAACGUUCAAAACUACCAACACCAGAACCGCAAUCGACUCCGGCAAUCAAUCCCGCUGCCCUGAAACCUUCGAACAAAUUACGUCUCUCCAAUCUGAUCAGUUUGCCCAAGCAGGACUUUUACUUCUUCAAGCUGCCCAGCGGCAAGCACGGGCUGAUCUACGGCGGCUACCGAUACUAUGGCUUCAUUCCCCGACACAAUCAAACCUUCUGGAUGUGUGAACAGCGCAAAAGCCAACGCUGUGACACGAUGCUGUUUGUCGAUCGAGCCUACGGGACGUUCUUCAUCAACCGGGGUCACUGCCACGAUCCGCCCACGCUGGAGAAACACAUGAUGGUGUUCAAAUCGCAGGACGUACUGCCGGAUGUGAUCCGAAAGGAAAAACUGCGGGAACAACAGUUGGCCCUGAAGAGCAAACACCAAAUCACGGAAGAAAUUCAACUGCCGGAGGAUGAGCUGAACAUAAAGCAGGAAUCCGACGACGACGAUGACGAAAAUACGGAUGAGGACGACGAAGAAGAUCCGAACACCGACGAUGAAGCUGAUGCUCAAAAAUUGGCAAACUAUCAAGACGAUAGUGACGAAAAGGAUCAUGUGAAAAAUGUCGAAGUUAAGUCUGAAAACCCGGAAGAGCACUCCUCCCAUUGUGCGAGCUCGCAAGUUCAAAUCGAAGCCGGGGACAAUACGUACAUCAUUCAAGAGCUCACAUAAUAGUAUCUAAAUCUUACCUAACAUUCCAAGAACCGUGUAUUACGUUAGACUAAGCUAAAGCACAGUCAAUAAAAUUCGCUUUUCUUGUUAAUACCA